ACUUCAACAAUCUUUAUUAUAAUGAUAAAAAAAAAAAAAAAAAUCCUUUGUUUUCAACCAUUGAAAUUUGAUACUCCCUAUCGCUUAAAAAGACGGCGCGAAAAAAGAGCAGCCGUUAAUUCAGUUAGAAGGUGAAAGAUGCAGAGUCUGCCUCUUCCCACUACCCUCAAAAUUCCUUUCCCUUCUCCAAACCCAUCAUCUUCUCUUCAAUUCCCCUCAUUCACAAACCCUAAUCCCCUCACCGAUCGUUUGAUUCAAGAAAUCAAUAAUGGCCGCCUUCACAAAGCAAUCUCAACUCUCGAACACAUGGUGCACCAAGGAUCUCACCCUGAUCUUCAAACUUACUCCCUUUUCCUCAAAAAAUGUAUUAGAACUCGAAGUUUUGAUCUUGGUACACUGGUUCAUGAAAAACUCACUCGAUCGAAUCUUCAACUCGAUUCUGUCACUCUUAAUUCCUUGAUUAGCUUGUACUCCAAGUGCGGGCAAUGGGAGAAAGCAACCUCCAUUUUUCAGCGCAUGGGAAGUAGUAGGGAUUUGAUUUCUUGGAGUGCUAUGGUGUCUUGCUUUGCCAAUAACAAUAUGGGGUUUCGCGCGCUUCUUACGUUUGUUGAUAUGAUUGAAAAUGGUUAUUACCCAAAUGAGUAUUGCUUUGCCGCUGCAACUCGUGCGUGUUCGAGUGCUGAAUUUGUAUCGGUGGGUGAUUCUAUCUUUGGAUUUGUUAUUAAAACUGGGUAUUUUGAAUCGGAUGUAUGUGUUGGGUGUGGGUUGAUUGAUAUGUUUGUAAAGGGACGUGGGGAUUUGGUUUCUGCAUUUAAGGUGUUCGAGAAAAUGCCUGAAAGAAAUGCAGUUACUUGGACAUUGAUGAUUACUAGGUUGAUGCAAUUUGGGUGUGCAGGGGAAGCUAUUGAUUUGUUUUUGGACAUGAUAUUAAGUGGAUACGAACCUGAUAGAUUCACAUUAAGUGGUGUAAUAUCCGCUUGUGCAAAUAUGGAAUUGUUAUUGCUAGGGCAGCAGUUGCAUUCUCAAGCAAUAAAACAUGGGUUGACUCUGGAUCGAUGUGUGGGUUGUUGUCUAAUAAAUAUGUAUGCUAAAUGCUCCGUGGAUGGAUCAAUGUGUCCAGCAAGGAAGGUUUUUGAUCAGAUUCUGGAUCAUAAUGUCUUCUCUUGGACCGCAAUGAUCACAGGAUAUGUUCAAAAAGGGGGAUAUGAUGAAGAAGCUCUUGAUCUUUUUCGUGGAAUGAUCUCAACCCAUGUUAUACCGAACCAUUUUACGUUUUCCAGCACUCUGAAGGCCUGUGCAAAUCUAGCUGCUCUACGGAUUGGAGAACAGGUUUUUACUCAUGCAGUAAAGCUCGGUUUUUCAUCAGUUAAUUGUGUUGCAAACUCACUUAUUAGCAUGUAUGCACGAUCUGGCAGAAUUGAUGAUGCACGGAAAGCAUUUGAUAUUCUGUUUGAGAAGAAUUUGAUUUCUUAUAACACGGUAAUUGAUGCAUAUGCUACGAACUUAAAUUCUGAGGAAGCUUUUGUACUUUUCAAUGAGAUUGAGGAUCAAGGGAUGGGGGCCAGUGCUUUUACAUUUGCUAGCCUUCUGAGUGGAGCUGCCAGCAUCGGUACAAUAGGAAAAGGCGAGCAAAUUCAUGCUCGGGUGAUAAAAUCAGGGUUGAAAUUGAAUCAAUCUGUGUGCAAUGCUUUAAUCUCUAUGUAUUCUAGGUGUGGAAAUAUUGAAUCUGCUUUCCAAGUUUUUGAAGACAUGGAACACAGAAAUGUCAUCUCUUGGACUUCAAUUAUCACAGGUUUUGCAAAACAUGGGUUCGCAACACAAGCCUUGGAACUGUUCCACAAGAUGCUCCAGGAAGGUAUUAGACCAAAUGAGGUUACCUACAUUGCUGUUUUAUCAGCUUGUAGCCACGUUGGACUUGUUAAUGAGGGUUGGAAACAAUUCAAAUCAAUGUAUACAGAGCAUGGAGUCAUUCCGAGGAUGGAACAUUAUGCGUGUAUGGUUGACAUACUAGGUCGUUCAGGAUCUCUCUCUGAAGCCAUUCAGUUUAUCAAUUCAAUGCCUUACAAAGCUGAUGCACUUGUAUGGCGAACAUUUCUUGGAGCCUGCCGAGUCCAUGGUAACGUAGAGCUAGGGAAACAUGCUGCCAAAAUGAUUAUCGAACAAGAGCCACAUGAUCCUGCUGCAUACAUCUUGCUAUCAAAUUUGUAUGCAUCCACCUCUCAGUGGGAUGAAGUUUCAAACAUCAGAAAGGCGAUGAAAGAAAAAAACUUGAUCAAAGAAGCAGGUUGUAGCUGGGUAGAGGUUGAAAAUAAAGUGCACAAGUUUUAUGUUGGUGAUACUUCACACCCAAAAGCUGAGGAAAUAUACGAUGAACUUCAAAACCUGUCUUUAAACAUUAAGAAACUUGGAUAUGUCCCAAAUUUGGAUUUUGUGCUUCAUGAUGUGGACGAAGAACAAAAGGAGAAACUUUUGUUUCAGCAUAGUGAGAAAAUAGCAGUGGCGUUUGGUCUCAUUAGCACAUCCAAGAUGAAACCCAUCAGAGUUUUCAAGAACCUACGAAUUUGUGGGGAUUGUCACUCUGCAAUCAAAUACAUUUCAAUGGCCACAGGCAGAGAGAUCAUUGUUAGAGAUGCAAACCGGUUUCAUCAUAUUAAAGAUGGAAGAUGCUCCUGCAAUGAGUAUUGGUGAUGAUAUUUUAAACUUAAAACAGGAGCAGAUAUGUCUUCUUCAUCCCUAACUUUGAUGUUGAAAAUGUCUUACCAAUAAUGAUUCUCAACCCGACGGUUAUUUUUUUAAUCACCGUACAAAAUGAAAUUUAUUGAGCAUUAACAUGUUUCA
This is a messenger RNA of Cucumis melo (muskmelon), 2838 nucleotides long. RefSeq names its product pentatricopeptide repeat-containing protein At3g49170, chloroplastic. Gene Ontology annotation, molecular function: zinc ion binding; protein binding; RNA binding. Gene Ontology annotation, biological process: RNA modification. NCBI's taxonomy places the organism in Eukaryota, Viridiplantae, Streptophyta, Magnoliopsida, Cucurbitales, Cucurbitaceae. The record is from RefSeq and is a predicted model, not a curated record. Bases 139 to 2688 code for a protein of 849 amino acids. The transcript has a single exon.